GGCGAGAGUUGGGGCUCUUAUAGGCUCUUGAAUCUGGAGCGCGGCUAUAAUGAGCGCCAAACCUCACGAGCCUAUCUCGAUGUGACCAAAAAGGGUGAUCUCAAUAGUAUACAGUGGUAUAACUUGGCUACCGGUGCUGUUGGCCAGUCGGCGGCGAAUACUAGCAAACCUGUUGCUACCGGAGCUAAUGGCACAGUAAAUGUGCAAAUAUAUUACUCAGGUGUUGAUCAUAAGGAUUUGGCGCUGGCAUCAGGUCAAUUAGGCUCUGAGUACGUGAACAAAGUGUUUGGCUUUGAUUAUGGUGGUCGCCGGGUGGAUACCGGCGCUCGUGUUAUGGGCAUUAGUGGCGGCAAAUCCAUAGCUACGAGUAUUGAGGCCAACGAUCGAGUGUUGAUUCCGGUGCCCGACAACUGGUCCAUAGAGGACGGCGUGUCCGCAAUCAGCGCCUACUUUGCCGUUUGGUAUAGCCUUAUAAACAGGGCUCAGAUUGAAGGCGGCGAGACAAUUCUGAUUCACUCGGGAACCGACUCGACUGGUUUGGCGGCUAUACAAGUGGCCAAAGGACUUUCGUGUCGAGUGCUGACCACUGCCUCCACAUCUGAGAAACGCCAAUUCCUGACCGACACGUAUGGCAUUCCCCUCGACUGUAUCUACGAUCCGAACGACCCGUCCAUUAGUGACCAAAUCCUGGCCGCGACAGAUGGCACGGGUGUUGACGCUGUGCUUAACGCCCUGUCCGGCGAGAAGCUGACUUUGGCCGCCGAAGUGUUGGGCCAAUACGGUCGUUGGGUCGAUCUGGAUAAUUAUGACAAUAGUAAUCAAGCACGUUUGUCCAGUGCUGGCACCAAAAACACCUUGUAUUACAAUAUAUCGACAAUUAUUAGUGACGAGACGUUUGAUAUAUUUUUACCUAAACUCAUUCAAUCGUUUACGAAGUGGUUCACCGAUGGCUUACAGAAUGGGUCUAUUAAGCCAUUACCACGUGUGGUAUACGGCUAUGAUGUGGUCGAGCGGGCGUUCAAACAGUUGAGCUCCGGUCAGACAAUAGGCAAAGUGUUGGUCAAAGUGCGAGAGGAGGAGCCGUUUAAUAAGAUUACGACUGAUAUAAAAGCCGUUGAUAUUGUGGCCAACACUAGGAGUUGGUUCGACGCCAACAAAGUGUAUGUAUUGGUUGGAGGGUUGGGUGGUUUGGGCUUAGAGGUGGCCUAUUGGCUGGUGGCCAGGGGUGCCCGCAAACUGGUGUGCGUUUCACGCAGUGGCAUUAAAAACGACUACCAAUACGUGUUUGUGAAACGGGUGGAGACGGAAGCAACGGGUGGUGUUGGUGAGCCGGCACAGGUCAAAAUCUCCACGUCUGACCCGUCAUCCAUAGCGGGGGCAGAGAAACUGAUAGCUGAGGCCCAGUCUAUGGGACCGUUGGGCGGUAUUUUUCAUUUCGCCACAGUAUUGGCCGACGCCUUCAUCGGCGACCAAACGGCCGCCACUUUCCGCAAAGUUUGCGCCCCGAAAGUGGACGCACUCGGCUAUCUGGACGCCGUGUGCCGUAAGUUUUGCCCCGACAUGGACUACUUCGUGGCGUUCAGCUCCCAGAGCUCGGGCCGUGGGUUUGUGGGUCAAAACAAUUACGGUUACGCCAACGCCGUGAUGGAGCGCAUAUGUGAGCGCAGACAACGCGAUGGUCUGCCCGGUCUGGCCAUACAGUACGGCCCCAUCGGCGAUGUCGGGCUGUGGGCGGCCAACGACAACAUCGACCUGACCAGCAUAGGUAUGGUUAUCAACACACAGCGCAUACCGUCGUGUCUGGAAGUGAUGGAUCGGUUCUUGAGCUGCGGCGACGCCGUUGUGUCGACGAUUGUGCGCCGGGAGGGCGCCGAACAGUCUGGUGGUUCGGCUGCCGGUGCAAAGAGCACGGUAUGGCACGGCAUAGGCAUUGACAUGUCAUCGCUUCCCGACGACCUAACCCUCGGCGACGUCGGUAUGGAGUCUAUACUAGCGGUGGAAAUGCAACAAAGGAUUGAUAGGGAGUACUCGGUGUCACUGACCACUGAUAACAUCAAACUCAUCACUAUUCGCAUGAUUAAGGACUUCCAGAAUAGUGAUCAAAAAACUGUGUCCGCACAGAUCGCCGAAUUCAAGAAAUCGCUUAAAAAA
Messenger RNA from Medioppia subpectinata, 2151 nucleotides. Lineage: Eukaryota; Metazoa; Arthropoda; Arachnida; Sarcoptiformes; Oppiidae. The record is from the annotation of a GenBank genome assembly.